ACAUGCACAAUCAAUUCAACAAAGGAAAAAGAGAAUCUUUUUGCUAAUCGCUUUAAUUCCUUCUCUACUUUUCUGUAUUCGUUUCUGAUUCCCAAUUCCAAUCCUUUACGCCUUUGGGUUCUAUGAUGAAACUCCGUUCUCUGCUUUUUCUUUUUCUUUUGUUAAUCAGAAUAUUCCUAUAACUUUGUGCUAUGUACACUGUACUCUGUUUUCUUCAUAUGGGUUUUGAGAUGCUGACCCAAUUCAUCUACUAAUCCCCCACUUUCUUCUUUUCUUCAACUUUUGGGCGAAUUCACUGUGUGAUCGUUGUCAGAAUACUGAAAUAAACAUUGACAACUGUUUGGUCAAAUACCUGAGUGAAUUAGUUUUCAAUUUAAGUGAAAUAUGGAGACGAGACUUUUGGAAAUUCAUCCUCGGGAAUUGAAGUUCAUUUUUGAACUAAAUAAAGAUAGCUUGUGCUCAAUUCAGCUAACAAAUAAGACAGUAGACCAUGUUGCUUUUAAGGUUAAGAUCACAUCCCCAAAGAAGUACUUUGUCCGACCAAAGGUUGGAAUCAUCGAGCCAAACUCAACUCGUGGAUUCACGGUUAGGAUGCAAGGACAACAGCUGGCCCCACCUGAUAUGCUAUGCAAAGACAAGUUCUUAAUCCAGAGCACUGUAGUUCCUGCUGAUACAACUGAUGGGGAUAUAAUCUCUAGCUUGUUUGUGAAAGAAGGUGGGAAGUACAUAGAAGAACAGAAGUUGGGUGUAAUCCUUGUUACCCCAUCCAUUUCUCCAGUGUUUACCCCAGUUGAUGAAGCAUCAAAUAAUCUAUGUAAAGCAGUAGAGGAGAUUGUAGACCAGGAACCUUUAAACAAAAACCAUGUUCCUGACAAUAAGACGGAGCCUAGAGAUGUCGUUGAAAAGGAGCCAGAACCAGCAAGUUUGGCCAACAACUUCAUAGAUAGCAAUGAGGACAAUGCAGAAAUGAUAAAGCAUCUCGAGGAGUUGAAGUUAAAGCUCAGUGAGCUUGAGUUAAAGCUCUGUCAGGCUCAAAAUGCCAUUUCAAAGUUAAAGGAGGAGAAGCAAAUAAGCAUCCAAGAAACCAAAUUCUUGCAGGAGAAUUUCUCAGAGUUGAGGAAGAAAGAGCUCAACAGAGUUCAAGUUGGCUUUCCUGUUUUGUAUCUCUACAUGGUGGCUCUUGUAUGUACUUUUCUAGGACGCCUCUUGAGGUAGUAGAGAUUUUUAGUGUCAUUAUAUGUGUGUCCAUCUUUUACAAAUUGUCAAAGGAGGGAUUGGUAUAUAUAGUAUAUAUAUCUUUGAAGUUAGAAUAAUUGUAUAGCUUCUAUUCUCUCCUUGGUUGGAUAUCGCUUCUGUUGUAAAUUUGAGCAUAACUUAAGUAGUUCGUCAUUAGCGUUAUUCCCAAGUUGAGAAUAGUCUAUGUGGCAAGUUAUUGACGCUCUCGUAAGUCUGUAUUGAGAAAUAUUUACAAAUAUACCGUUGUAUACAUCUUUGUCCGUUA
Molecule: messenger RNA, 1501 nt
Organism: Cucumis melo (muskmelon)
Lineage: Eukaryota; Viridiplantae; Streptophyta; Magnoliopsida; Cucurbitales; Cucurbitaceae
Product: vesicle-associated protein 1-3-like
Exons: 9
Coding region: 385-1215 (276 amino acids)
Biological process (GO): endoplasmic reticulum membrane organization
Cellular component (GO): plasma membrane; endoplasmic reticulum membrane
Source: RefSeq, a predicted model, not a curated record